Bactrocera oleae (olive fruit fly) is the source of this 2404-nucleotide messenger RNA. RefSeq names its product Osiris 4 (gene Osi4). Gene Ontology annotation, cellular component: membrane. The record is from RefSeq and is a predicted model, not a curated record. NCBI's taxonomy places the organism in Eukaryota, Metazoa, Arthropoda, Insecta, Diptera, Tephritidae.
UGGCUCGCAAAGACAAUAAAACCAUGUUGCAUGCCCAGUCGAGUGUUUAGUCGACAUCGCAUUUUGCCGCAAAAUACAUUCGUGCUCGCGUUCUAUCGACAUAACUCCAUAUACCUUACAGAAAUUAGUAGUCUUGGCUCGAAAACUGUCCGAAAAGUGGUGCAACAGUGGUGGCGAAUGUGCAGCCGCGGCGUCCAAUGUCAAGGACAUUUGCGUUACAUUAACGGUCAGUGUAGACAAUAGAUGUGCUCACAAUAUAAUAUAAAUACGAACAUACUCGUAUAAAGUUACAAUUAGAGAAAAUUGCCAUUAUUCGUCAAUAUAAAAAAUUGAAAAUUCGGCAGAAUGUCAUACUCGAAUAAACGGACGAUCGCAGCUUCGGGAUUCUGUUUGUGGCUUGUUCUUUGCGUGCAAAUCUCCGCUGUGCGAUCAGCAUUGCAUUCGCGUGCGCUAUCAUCGGUUGCAAGUGGCAAUAGUAAUGCCAUUGGUGAAGGCGAAGCAGAGACAGAGGAGGCAGAGUCCGUUGCGGCUAAUGAGCCAAACUAUAAAAAGCAACAGCCUACACGUCAGAAGUCAAAUGUCAGCGCAAAAAGGGACUUUUCGGAAAAAAUGUCUUGGCAAUGUGCGAAUAAUGCCAGUUGCCUUCAUACACUAGCCAGUGACAUGUUGCAAGCUUACAAGCACGGCGAGACCAUUAGCUUGGGUUUCAUGGAUUUGGCAAAGUUGCCACCAGUGGGAGAUAAGCACAAAGAAAAAUUUGGUAAGGUCGCAACGGGCCGUGGCAUUUCGAGUUUUGUUGAUUUUAUUGGUGGAAAUGCUAUACGUAUACCAGUGGGGCCGAUGGUGUUCAGCGUGCAACGCGCGGAGGAUGAUGACAAUUACAUUGAAAUUGCGUUGCUGAAGAAGGCGAGCGGUAGUCAAGGUCGAGGUGGCCUAGGCGGCGGCGGUGGAGGUGGUGGAGAAGGUCUUCUUAGCAGUUUAGGUGGUGGUUCAGGUAUUGGCGGUGGCAAUGGUGUUGGCGGUAUGAUGGGAGGAGGAGGGGGUAAUGGCGGUGGUGGUGGUCUUCAUGGGCGAUUCCGCAAACAGAAACAGGAAAAGGACAAAAAGCAAUUCCAAAUGUACAUACCAAUGUAUUUAGCUGCAACCACAUUUGGAUGGACUAUGGUAGCUGCAAAAGCAGUCGGUUUGCUGACGCUCAAAGCAUUAGCCGUCUCCAAAUUAGCAUUUAUAGUAGCAGCAAUGGUUAUUGUUAAAAAGCUUAUGGAUAAUGCCUCGGAAAAAAUGAUGUAUCAAUUCCCUGAGCACACACCGUACAUGAUGCCAUACAGCAUGGAUUACGGCAUGCACCCCGAAAUGGCAUCGGGCGGUGAAAUGUACCCUGCCGGAUUGCAAUUAGCCGCAGCCCCCAUGCAACACCACGGCGUCGGGCAUUCAGGUAUCGAAAAUCUCGCUGCAGAAAGCAGUUUACAUCACAAUAUUGCUGAUAUGCAAAACAGUACACAGGUGUUGGCUGCGCUGAAUGCGGUACAUUUGGGACCGAAAGUAAAGCGCGAGGAUUCCUGGUUGGGAAAAAUUGGCUGGCGAAUGCCACUACGCUCCGUUAAUAGUCCAUUUAAGCGAACAUUUCACGGGCAUCCGUUUAAGCCAACUCGUUAUAAUGAAUUAUUGAUGCGCAACCAGAAUUGGCGCCGACGCAAUGACGAACAAAUAGCUGUAAAAGUGGCUUUGGCUGCAGCAGCGGCCACAAAUGAAGAAGAAGAACAGAAUGAGUUGGAAUUAGGCGAAGACGAUAUAUUCAAUGAGGAGGAGAAUAUUAAAGAUACGUUCGAGUUUUUGGGCAUGCAACUGAAUAAGAAAUCAGGAAGUGUUCAUAACCUUUCAUAUAGUUAACUAGCCAAACUUGCAUAUGUAUGUAUAUACGUGUGUAUGGUAUAUAUUUUACAAUCGGUCAAGGAAGAAGAUAAAUUUAAGUUAGAAUAAUAAACAGGCUUUUCCAUAAACUUUGUACUUUAUUUUGCAUAUCUUGGCUCAUUUUGGUGCAAGGCGGUGUUGGGUUGAGUGGAGCUGAAAUUCAUAAGUUAGGGAUGGCACAAUACUUGUAUAUUUAGUAUUAGACAAUUUAUCUUAACCUGACCUAGAAUACUAUUAGUAAAACCAAGUAAAAAUUAACUCCGGAGCCACAAGACAGCAAUGGCGUUUAUGUAUGUAUAUCUACAAAAUGCAUCUUGUUACAUCUAUAUAUCCUCGCGUGGAAUCUUGUCUCAAUCCGCAUGUAUGCGGUUUCAGAGAUGGAAGGUUUUGUGUUCUAGCCAACUGUUUUUUCAGGAGAACCCAUAAAUUUUCGUUAGAUAAUACCUCCCGCAUCCUUGAGGCAGCAGACGUGUUGUGAUUGUGACGGACCACG